UGCGGCGUUGAGGGACCAAUGGCCGAAUUCACAAUAAGAGUAUAUAAGAACAGAGACUACAAUGCGGUCCGGAUAUUGUUUACCGAGGGGAUGCUGGAACACAUUCCAGCCACCUGUGCCUACAUGUUGAAGCUCUCCCGGGCCCAGUUUAUCCUUUUCAUUUCCUUCAUCAGCCUCCUUUUGGUCUCCAGGUCCUACCUGCUUUCAUUAUUCAGCUUGGCUGUUGUGUUCAUGGCCGCUCGCCGUCAACUGACCAAAGAGUACCACCAGUAUGUAGACAGGUGUCAACGUGAAGACUUGCUGGACAUUGAGGAGUCCUACAUGGCCAGCAACAACUCCUGCUUCUGGGUGGCAGAGUCCAACGGCCGAGUUGUUGGGAUGGUCGCGGUGCAAUCGGUACCUCAUUCUAGCGAAGCGAUGGUGCUCAGACGUCUGUCGGUGGCCAAAGACCAGAGGCACAAGGGCAUCGCCAAAGCCCUGUGCACGAAAGUCAUUGACUUUGCUCGUCAACGAGGGUACAAAAUGUUGACAUUGGAGACAUCGAUGAUACAACUCGCGGCUCAUAAAUUAUAUGAAACACUGGGAUUUGAGAAGACCGACGACAAGGUCAUCCCGUCCCUCCUCGGAAGAUUUGCAAACUUCUCCAUCCUGACUUACGAAUAUAAAAUCAAAGAUGAAUAGGCAGACAGGGACAGAUAGGGGGACGGUCUGUC
Molecule: messenger RNA, 713 nt
Organism: Nanorana parkeri
Lineage: Eukaryota; Metazoa; Chordata; Amphibia; Anura; Dicroglossidae
Product: probable N-acetyltransferase camello
Exons: 1
Coding region: 19-681 (220 amino acids)
Molecular function (GO): N-acetyltransferase activity
Source: RefSeq, a predicted model, not a curated record